UCUUCAACACAACACUUUCGCGUGUUGUUUACCAAUCUGUGCAGGCCUACGAGGUGUUUGCUUGUACCAUUUGCUUAUUUAUUUUCUUGAGGGUCAUCUAUAAAUAGAAACACAAACAGGCCUGUUGAAGAAAGGACACUAAAGUGCUAACCUGGUGUCGUGCUCUGGAAAUCCCGGAAGACAUUGUCUAUGGCAGAAGGUUCUGUAACUGAAGAACUUACCACAAUGUAAAAUAUAUAACUGUCAUCUGCUGGAUUGGAGUGGUAUUGCACUUGAAGCAGACAGUACUGUACUAGCAAGUGGACAGCAACUGAGACAAUCACGAUGGAUGUGAAACAAAAUGGUGGAGAACAGGCACAUGUUCACUUUGAGGCAGAACAGGUGAAGGCUCACAACCUUGAGAUCCAGCUGAAAUAUGUGAAUGAAGGUCGUAUCGAAGUACACCUUGGUUUCCUUCAAAUGUUCCACCACUAUACAGUCAAAUUCUGUAUCCGUGACAAUCUCAGUGAGGACAUAGUGGCAGAUCCGUCAAGGAAUCUUUAUGUCCACCUGAAAGAGUAUAGUCCUACAGAAGAUGGUCUUGGCCAUAACAUAGAGGUGGAAUUCCACGCUAUCAAAGAGAAGCUGAUCAAUGAAAUAUUGACAAUCAAGAGUAGCACAGAUCCAAAUCAAACGCUAGACCUAAUGUUUAUGGCCAGAGUCUUAGGAAAAGGAAAAGGUGUUCCUGCAAUCAAGAACGGAAUUCACUGUUAUAAGGUGGACGCUGAAGAUGACACAGAUGCCAACAGUGACUGGCAAGGCUUUAACUGAAUUUAAAACAACUACUGUAAAGGACAGUACAAGGGAAUUUAUUUGUCUGUUUUUAUAUUGGUAUUGGAGUUGUAAUCAUAUUAGGUGCAUGCUACAGAGACUGUUUGCUGAGACAUCAUUACUCAACCAAAACUAUUAUGCUUUCUUUGGGAACCUCGACUUCUGACUUUUUUGCCCAAUAAGUGACACUGUCUGUAUCUUUAAGUGUACUAAAGACAUAACAUUUUAGGUAUUAAAAUGCCAGAGGCUUAUGGUGUCUUCGAUGUCAGUAUUUACAUCAUUACCAUCAUCCAAAGUGCACAAAGUGCAAUGUGUUGUCUAUUUUAUCCAUGCACAGACUUAUAAAUUAAUAGAUAUUCUGAGAUCCAAGUUUUUAUCUUCCCUCCAAUUUUUCUUGAGUUCCCAUAUGUUAUGUUAUGGAAGUCACUCCUUCGUCAUGUAGUAACCAUGAUUUCGAAGACCGACACAAGCCAUGCUUCCCUAGCAACAAGUAUGUGUUCUUAUCACAACUCUUUGUUUGGUUACUAUCUUUUUUGUAAUUUAUAGUUUUUAUUCAGAUUAUCUGGUUUAUUAUCUUAUGUUGUAAACAUUUUUUUGCAAAAACUAAAAAAUAAAUCUUACGUCCUGGAUGUACCUGAGGCAGAGUGUAUUCUAAUCCAAAAAUACUUUUGUAAGGAAACAUGAUAUUCACAUGGUUGGAUUUUAAGGUAUUGCACACCAUAUUUAUUAAGAUGAAUGUUGAGAUAUACUGUUUUAUGUUUGUAUUGCUGUAAACAUACUUUUUUGACACACUAGAAUUUUAACAAAGAUACAGAAGUAGGAUAGAUAAUUGGACUCAGGACCCUUACACAUGUCCAAUUAAAUAAAUAAGAUAAAGGGUUUUUCUUGACAGAUCAGUUGGUAUUUUUUUUCAAUAUUAAGUGGUUAUCAAUUUUUAGCUGGUUAGCCACAUUGACAUCCAUAGACAGCUAAAAGUUUUUAUAAAACAGUGUUGUGUCAAUACUAAUGAGGAUACAACAUAGGACUUUAGCACGUGUGAUCCUUGUGACAAGACCUUUCCAUUGGUACUAUAUUCAUGGAACUGCUGACCUUGACCUUGACCUUAACCUCUUGCAUUUACCAUACUUAUUAACUAAACAUGUAUGUUUCCUUUUCACAAAAAUCAUCUUCAUUAUUAGGUUUCAGUCCUAGGACUUGGAUGGUCAGUUGGCUCAGUGGUAACACACUUGCCUUUCUCCUAGAUGGCGGAGGUUCAGUUCCUCGAUUGGUCAUGAAAAAGUCGAUUUUCUCCGGGUACUCUGGUUUCCUCGCACAGUAAGACCCCUCACACACUUCCAUCUGGGCAACCUAGUGUGAUUAAUAUAAGUUAAUAUAACUUGUUUCUCAUGUGCUGUAAAAUGAAAAAAGUUUUAUCUUAGUACUUUACAUUGUAAAGCUGGGGUGAUCUUUCUAGUAGGCUACCAGUCCUCAUACUUGCUGUGUUUGAUACCUUUCUGCAAAAUUUGAUACUGAGAAUACAUUCAUGGGACAACUGACCCAAACUCCUGAAAAAAGCUGUGCAACCUAGAACUAUGUUUUAUAUUCUGAACAUCAAUUUAUAUAUGAGAAUAAAACAUCAAUUUAAUAAGUUAACAUGGUUACUGCUCUUAGAGAUGAUUUUUUAGCAUUGAAUAAACAGUAUUAAAAUUCUUGAUUUAAUUAAGUCGCAUGCCUGUGUUUAUGGUAUGUAUUAUUGCUAGUGAUCAUUUGUGUUCUUCCUUUUAUAGAAAUUAUACAAUUAUUUUACUAGAAUUGAAUUUAAGAUACUGACAUAAAAUGUAUUAACUGCUGAAUUGUGACUUUUUAGAGAAGAAAACAUUGAAUGUUUGAUAAGAUAUGAUUUUGAUGUAUAACAUGUUUUUACCAAGGACCUAUAAUACAUAGAUCUAUCACACGAUCAAUCUGUUGUCCAGUGAAUUUACCUGUGUAUGUUGUAUACACUGUAGUAUUUUUUAUUUGCUGUGCCAGUAAGAUAUCAAUUUGACUGUAUGACAUCAUAAUAUGGACAAUGACGGGACGCCAUGAGUUGUGAAUGGUUCAACAAAAUGGUUGUCUCUUCUUGAAUAACUGUCAAAUUGUAAGUUUUCUGAGUUAUGCACUGAAAGUAUCUUAAAUAUUUAAGUUUUCAUAUUAUGAAACUCAUAAAAUCUCAUAUGAAUCAAAAACUCAUUUGAGACUCUAUAUAUGUAUGUCCCUAAUUUCACUUUAUGUGUAUUAUGUUGCUGAUUAUCUUGAUUGUGGUGCUGGAACCAAUGAACAGUACAUGUAGUAAUUUUCGUUAUUUGUUGGUAUUUUGUAUUUGCAUAUUGGUGCUUGUGUUAAUUUUUAUCCCUACCACAGAGACCUGAGAAAUUUAGCCUCCCAAAACGUCAGAAAAAGUGCUAUGUAAUUAGGGAAGGUCCAAAUCCCUACAACACUGUGACAUGGUCGUUACACUUUAGUAAAUGCCAUACCAAGAGAAUAUUAAUAUGUGAUUUGUUUUCUAAUGACGUUUAAGGUAUAUAAUAUUAUAGUCUCUGUGUUAUGCAUUAGUCUUCCAAUGCUCUUGAAGUGUUUGCUUAAUUUGCUGGAACUGAUUUCUGGUCACUUUCAAUAUCUAUAGCACUAAAGGAUCAAAUUAACCGGUAUCUCCAUGUCCAGCUAUAUAGCACUUAGGAUCAAAUUCCUGUAUCUCCAUGUCCAGCUAUAUAGCACUUAGGAUCAAAUUCCUGGUAUCUCCAUGUCCAGCUAUAUAGCACUUAGGAUCAAAUUCCUGUAUCUCCAUGUCCAGCUAUAUAGCACUUAGGAUCAAAUUCCUGGUAUCUCCAUGUCCAGCUAUAUAGCACUUAGGAUCAAAUUCCCGGUAUCUCCAUGUCCAGCUAUAUAGCACUUAGGAUCGAAUUCCCGGUAUCUCCAUGUCCAGCUAUAUAGCACUUAGGAUCAAAUUCCCGGUAUCUCCAUGUCCAGCUAUAUAGCACUUAGGAUCGAAUUCCUGGUAUCUCCAUGUCCAGCUAUAUAGCACUUAGGAUCGAAUUCCUGUAUCUCCAUGUCCAGCUAUAUAGCACUUAGGAUCAAAUUCCCGUUAUCUCCAUGUCCGGCUAUAUAGCACUUAGGAUCAAAUUCCUGUAUCUCCAUGUCCAGCUAUAUAGCACUUAGGAUCAAAUUCCUGUAUCUCCAUGUCCAGCUAUAUAGCACUUAGGAUCGAAUUCCUGUAUCUCCAUGUCCAGCUAUAUAGCACUUAGGAUCAAAUUCCUGUAUCUCCAUGUCCAGCUAUAUAGCACUUAGGAUCAAAUUCCUGUAUCUCCAUGUCCAGCUAUAUAGCACUUAGGAUCAAAUUCCUGUAUCUCCAUGUCCAGCUAUAUAGCACUUAGGAUCAAAUUCCUGGUAUCUCCAUGUCCAGCUAUAUAGCACUUAGGAUCGAAUUCCCGUUAUCUCCAUGUCCAGCUAUAUAGCACUUAGGAUCGAAUUCCCAGUAUUUCUAUGUCCAGCUAUAUAGCACUUAGGAUCGAAUUCCCGGUAUCUCCAUGUCCAGCUAUAUAGCACUUAGGAUCAAAUUCCUGGUAUCUCCAUGUCCAGCUAUAUAGCACUUAGGAUCAAAUUCCUGUAUCUCCAUGUCCAGCUAUAUAGCACUUAGGAUCGAAUUCCCGGUAUCUCCAUGUCCAGCUAUAUAGCACUUAGGAUCAAAUUCCUGUAUCUCCAUGUCCAGCUAUAUAGCACUUAGGAUCAAAUUCCUGGUAUCUCCAUGUCCAGCUAUAUAGCACUUAGGAUCAAAUUCCUGGUAUCUCCAUGUCCAGCUAUAUAGCACUUAGGAUCGAAUUCCCGGUAUCUCCAUGUCCAGCUAUAUAGCACUUAGGAUCAAAUUUCCUUAGGUUAUAUAUCCAUGCUGGAUUCAGGCCCGAUUUGAAGGUGUUCAGUGUAGGGGAAAUACAUCUGGAGAAGGACUUUUAGAACAUAGUUAUAUAGUCUAUACACAGGCGUCUACAUCUGGAUAGUAUAUAUAUAGGAAAAAAAUAUUAGCCCCACUCCUAUGAUAUUAGUGACAGAAGUGGCAAAUAUACUAUGCAAAUGCCUGUGGUCUAUUGGACUGUCUGACUGAAACCGGAAUUCUAAUUUCACUGCUGUAUCUGUAGUACAGGGUGGUCGGGUGGCACAGUGGUAACACACUUGCCUUUCACUUAGAUGGCCGGGGUUCGAAUCCCCGAAUGUGAAAAGGUUAUAGAGGUCACCUGCUCGACCACGUGGGUUUUCUCUGUGUCCCCACUAAGACCCCUCCUCCGCUUCCAUCCGACUAACAAGCGUGAUUGAUAUACGUUGAUAAUAUACCGAGGUAAGUUGAGUCUGAAGGGUUGUCUGUCUGUUAACGAAACCAACACUAUGUUGGAAGAUAGUUGUAGACUCGCAAAUCCCCAACUCACCUUCCAUAUAUAUAUUUAAUUUCCAUAUAUAUAUAUUAAAUUUCCAUAAUGUUAAAUCAGAGACGUAUAUACCUGAUAUACAAGUCUCUGGUUAAAUAGAUCAAAUCAACACGGAGGGUACAAUUACGGUAUGGCUAUAUGUAAUGGUCGCGGAUUAGGCUUGCGAAGUCCUUAUGGUUGGAAAUGUUACGUCGGUACUUCGCUGCAAUUCAUGUCUAUUUUAUAUGAUUUUGUAGUUUUAUCAAUUUUACGUAUAUUAACGCCAUUGUGUGGAUUUAAAUAACUGAAUAAAUUUAUCAAAUUUUAUAUAAUCA
Molecule: messenger RNA, 5557 nt
Organism: Pecten maximus
Lineage: Eukaryota; Metazoa; Mollusca; Bivalvia; Pectinida; Pectinidae
Exons: 4
Coding region: 325-810 (161 amino acids)
Source: RefSeq, a predicted model, not a curated record